Protobothrops mucrosquamatus (brown spotted pit viper) is the source of this 402-nucleotide messenger RNA. RefSeq names its product fructose-bisphosphate aldolase C-like. The record is from RefSeq and is a predicted model, not a curated record. Gene Ontology annotation, cellular component: cytosol. The transcript is spliced from 4 exons. Bases 1 to 402 code for a protein of 133 amino acids. Gene Ontology annotation, biological process: glycolytic process; fructose 1,6-bisphosphate metabolic process. Gene Ontology annotation, molecular function: fructose-bisphosphate aldolase activity. Lineage: Eukaryota; Metazoa; Chordata; Lepidosauria; Squamata; Viperidae.
AUGACCCACCAGUACCCCCCGCUCACUGCCGAGCAGAAGAAGGCGCUUUCGGACAUUGCCCAGCGGAUCGUGGCCCCGGGCAAGGGCAUCCUGGCCGCCGAUGAGUCCGUAGGCAGCAUGGCCAAGCGGCUGAACCAGAUCGGGGUGGAGAACACGGAGGAGAACCGCCGUCUCUACCGCCAGAUCCUCUUCAGCGCCGACAGCCGGGUCAAGACGUGCAUCGGGGGGGUCAUCUUCUUCCACGAGACCCUCUACCAGAAGGCCGACGACGGCACCCCCUUCGUGGACCUGGUCCAGGACAAGGGCCUCGUGGUGGGCAUUAAGGUGGACAAAGGGGUGGUGCCCCUGGCCGGCACGGAUGGAGAAACCACCACCCAAGGCCCUCUUGCUAGUGUCCAGUAA